Molecule: messenger RNA, 3552 nt
Organism: Corticium candelabrum
Lineage: Eukaryota; Metazoa; Porifera; Homoscleromorpha; Homosclerophorida; Plakinidae
Product: zinc finger MYM-type protein 1-like
Exons: 3
Coding region: 926-3487 (853 amino acids)
Molecular function (GO): protein dimerization activity
Source: RefSeq, a predicted model, not a curated record
GUCUCAUUUAAUCUUUGGUACUGGUGAGCAGCUAUCCAUAUCAUUGCGGGGGAAAGACACAACUUUGCAGGAGGCUACAACAGCGGCAGAUUUAGCAGUAUGUCAUCUUGAACGGCUGAGGACUGAUGAGAAGUUUCAUUCGUUUUAUGAGGAUGUAGUCAAAUGCUCAAAGAAUCUCACAGCACCACCUUGCCUCCCAAGAUACAGGCGUCCACCACAAAGACUGAAUGAGGCAUGCUUAACUAGCCAUGAAUUUUCUUCCUCUGAAUGUUAUUUCAAGCAGCAGUAUUUUGAAGUGUUAGAUUUGCUGGUUAAUGAACUCAAACGACGGUUCCAGCAGAAGAGAGGUAUGCCUGUGGCAGCUACUAUUGAGAAGCUACUAUUAGAUGCAGUAAAUGGUACGUACACCAAGGACGGUACUGCUUUACCAGAAGAAAUACAACUCUACAAAGAUGACCUUGAUUUAUCUCGACUGAAAUACCAGCUAUCAAUGCUUCCAGAUGUUGUCCAAGUCAGAAAUCGAAAGCUUGAAAACAAUCCACCAAUUACAGAAGUGACAAAUGUAAGAACAAUAUGUUCUAUCAUGGCUGAUAUUUCUCUCUGUAAGGAGAUGCUUUCAGAAGUUGUUCACUUGAUUAAACUUUUCUACACUAUUCCUGUCACCACCUCUACUGCUGAGAGAACAUUUUCAGCACUUAGGAGAUUGAAGACAUAUCUGAGCAGUGGCGUAGCCAGGCAUCUAUUUUACCGGGCAUAUGCCCGGGCAACUUUUUGCUUUGCCCGCGUAUUUUAGGUGACAUAAAUUCAAGUUCAACGCAUUUCUAUAAACAGUCGGGAACACCGUGAUAGAGGAGUCCCGCCCACGGAACUGUCCCGGAUGCCGACUAAUAUCAAUUCUCAGCGUCUGAUUCGUUGAAUUCGCUCAAUGCAGGAGAAGAUGGAUGCGUCAGAGUCUAACGCUAAGCGUAGAAAGCGAAAGCGACAUACUGUGACUCUGAAUGACUUUUGGGGACCCAAAAGAAUUGAAAACGGUGACAAAACGGGCGAUUCAGACGAUAUGCCUAACAAAAUUCAGCAAGCCAUACCUGAAAGCGCUGAGUCUGCCUACGAAGCCCCGGAUGAUUCUGGUUCUGGAGAAGACAUGGCAAAUACCGAGCCUGGUAAUGCUAGGAGUACUGUGUGUUCAACAUCUUUGGAGAUCAUAUCAAAGUUGGACAUUUCCACGAGGUUUCAGAGCGGCCCUUCCCAACCGGUCUGUCAGUUUCCUUCUAAAAAUUUUGGAAAGGGAAAACACUCAUGUAGAAGAUCGUUUGUUGCCACCUGGUACACAACAUAUCCAUGGUUGGAAUACUCGAUAAAAUUUGACCGAGCCUACUGCUUUGCCUGUCGUCAUUACUGCCUUGGCAGUGCAAGCGGCCGUGCCGACACAGCGUUUACCAGUAUAGGUUUCGGCGACUGGAAGCAUGGUACUGGUAAUAAAGGAGCAUUUCUGAUCCAUGCCAGUUCGGCACAUCACAGGAAUGCUAUGGCAGAAUGGCAUGAGCGGCGACUGGAUGACUGUAACAGCCAGCGUCGACGAGUUGAAGACCUCUUUGCAGAAGAAGAUGAACGCGUUGUUCUUUCUAACAGACACUAUUUAAAAUGUCUGGCGGAGGUUAUCCUCUUGUGUGCUAAACAGAAUCUUGCACUUCGUGGGCACGAUGAAUCGGAGGAGUCAUCGAAUCCAGGCAAUUUUUUGGCUGUAUUUGAGCUUCUUGCAAGGCAUGAUCACGAAUUGUUCAAACGAAUUGAAACGCUCCCCGGUAACGUAAGUUAUAAGUCUCCAGAGAUUCAAAACGCUUUGAUCCAGUUGAUGGCUGAUAUGGUACGAGAGAAAAUAUGCAGUGAAGUACAAAGGAGUGGCUAUUUUUGUCUUAUUUGCGACGAAAGUAAAGAUGUAGCAAAGAAUGAACAGCUUGCAGUUGUUCUGCGCUAUGUUCUAGACGGGACUGUUCAUGAGCGGUUUAUAUCUUUCACACCUCUUGGCAACCUUGCAGCAGACGGGAUAGCAGAGGAGAUCUGUCCAGUGUUGACAAGGAACAAACUUACCUUGCAGAACUGCAUUGCUCAAACCUACGAUGGUGCUAGUGUCAUGAGCGGAAAGCACACCGGCGUUCAGAAGAGAAUCAGAGACAUUGCUCCGAAAGCCGUCUACACGCAUUGCUACGCACAUAGGCUGAACCUUGUUGUCGUUGAUUCUGUAAAGUCCGUCUCCUCGGCGAGUGUGUUCUUUGACGUCCUUCAGAGGCUGUACGUCUUUGUUUCAUCUUCUGCUGUUCACCCAAUUUUCUUAGAAGCUCAAAAACGUCACUAUCCGCAACGUUGUGAGAGCGUCACGCUGAAGAGACUUUCAGACACACGAUGGACCUGUCGAAUAGACUCUAUACGAGCAAUGCUUAAAUCCUUUACAGCAGUAGUCGAUGCCUUAUCCUCUUUGACAAAUGCUAGCAACAGCGAAAGAGCCAUUUUAGCUGCAGGUCUAUUGUCACGAGUGAAAUCGUUAGAGUUUACCUCAAACUUGGUUAUUUUCGAAAAGCUGCUGACUAUUACAAAAAAUCUGUCCGAUCAGUUGCAAGCUGAAGAUUUAGAUCUGUCUGGAGCCGUUGAUUUGUUAGAGACUGUGAUAGAGCAAUUGGUGGAGACCAGGGAAUCCGGGUGGGACGAUACAUGGCAGCAAAUUCUUCACUUGGCACAAACCUGCAGCGUUAAUAUGGAUGUUUCUGAUGGAUCACGCAGUCGUGGUGAUCCUGGACUUGUUACCGGUCGUCGCACUCGGAAACAAAAGGAAAUUACUGAUUGCGUUUUAACAGAGACUACUGGGCAGCGAUUAACUGAUUAUUUCACCAACGAUCAAGAUCCCCUGGAUGACGUGGCAAGAACGAAAAUUCAUUUACGACGAAAGCUUUUCUUACCGGUGAUAGACCAAAUGCUGCAGGAACUGGAAUCAAGAUUCAGCAACGAUGGACGAUCCCUUAUGAAGUCAAUUCAGGCUUGUAGUCCACAGUCCCGAAACUUCCUUCAAGCAGACGCCAUUAAUGCCUUAGUGGUACAUUACGACAUAAACCGUGAGGAAAUUGGUUAUGAAACUCAUCAGGCAAGAAAAUUUCUUAAUGCAUCUAUGUGUGAAAUGAAGUCUAUCGCCGACGUCAUUAGAGUUCUUACGCCGGUCAAAGCAGCUUUUCCGCAUCUUAUAUCUGCCUUGCAGAUAGCGUUGACUGUUGGGGUGACAUCUGCCUCAUGUGAGAGAACUUUCUCUAGUUUGAAGAGGCUGAAGACUUACACGAGACAAUCGAUGCUGCAAAGCCGAAUGAACAGUCUAGCGAUUUUGACCAUAGAGAAAGAUGUAGUUGAAACGUUAGAUUUAGAGAGGGUAGUUACGAAAUUUGCAAGUUUAGAAUUUGGAAGAUGCCGAAGAUUAAGUCUAGUUAGCAAAAGCACAAAAUUUUAGUGCUCUAUAGAACAGCUUGUAUUCUAACUGAGCUAAUUAUGAGUACAUGAUUAGGUUUUGUUCGA